AAAACAUCUUCAUUGAAUGAUCUUCAUUGUUAUUUAAUAUAAAACAAUCCAUUAAACUAAUUGAAUGUCACGUAAACGACCAUCAUUUAUGGUACAUGAUUUAUUAAAAGAAACUGAAGUCACAUUGAAACAUUGGCAACAUGAAGAGAUUUUCAAUUUUCCAACUAAAAAACAGGUUUUAUUAGAUGAUAACAAUGAUGAUGGUGAUGAUAAUGUUGAUGGGGAUGAUGAUGAUGAUGACGAUGAUGAUGAUGAUGAUAUCAGUCAUAAUAUGGAAGAGAUUGACAACUUCUCUAAAUUGUAUAGUAAUAAGAUAAAUUUUAUUAGUCAACAGUAUAAAUCUCAUCAUUCCAGUUUAUUUAAUGUAUACACAAGUAAUUGGGAUAAUUGUUUGUUUAGUGUAAAACAUACAAUACCAUUGGAUAAAGAAGAUCUAUUGAAUAAUGAAAAUGAAAAGGCUAAUCAUUCCAAUUCAAUGUAUUUAACAACAUCAUCGACAUCAUCAUCGACAUCAUCAUCAUCGACAUCGUCAUCAUCAUCAGCAUCGUCAUCAGUAUUGACAACAAAAUUUAAUAAAACGAAUGAUCAUGAAAUUUUAUUUUAUCAUGAUAAUAUUAAUAAAAAAUUAAUGAAAAAAUCAAGAAAAGCAAGAACUGCAUUUACAGAUUAUCAAUUAACUGAAUUAGAACAAAGUUUUGAUCGUCAAAAAUAUUUAGCUGUACAAGAUCGAAUGGAAUUAGCAAGUAAAUUAAGUUUAUCAGAUAGACAAGUUAAAACAUGGUAUCAGAAUAGAAGAACAAAAUGGAAACGUCAAACAGCUGUUGGUCUUGAAUUAAUGACAGAAGCUGAAAAUUUUGUAGCAAUUCAACGUUUAAUAGAACAAAGUCCAUUUUGGGCAUAUCAUCCAACAGUUAGAUAUAUUUUAUCAAAUAUAGAUCUUAUUCACAAAUCAUCAUCAUCAUCAUCACCAACGGUUACAACAACUACAUUAACAACAACAAAACCAAUAACAGUUGGAAUAUCAUUAAAUAAUCAUGAAAAGAAUUUAUCAUUUUUCCAAAAUCCACCACCACCACCACCACCACUACCGCCAUUAGCAACAACAACAACACCAACAACAGUGACAAAUGAGUUGACAACAACAAGUUUAGACGUCGAUAAUCAUCAUCAUCAUCACCAUCACCAUCAUCAUUAUAAACAACACCUUCAGAGUUCUAAGAUUAUAAAUACAUUACCAAUGACAACAAACUCAUUACAUAAUGAUAAUAAUGUUAAUAUCAAAUCAUCAUUAUUAUUUAUUCCUUCAUCAGAUAAUAGUACUUCAUUAUAUACUAAAUCGAUUAAUUCAGAACAAUUAGAAAUAAGAAAGAAAUUCAUAAAUUCAUCUAAAAAUCAAUCAAUAUCCAAUCAAUUAUUUGAUAUACAACAAUUAUGGUCAAUUAAAUCAUCUUUUAAUCAAUCAAUCAAUAAUGAAUGUUCACAUCAUCCUACAUCAUUAUCAUCAUGUGUUACAAGUAUUUGUAAUUCUUUAAUUGAAGGUACUUGAAUUAUUCAACUGUUGCUAUAUAUAUUCAUAUUUCUUAAUGGUUACAAAAUAAAUUUUAGAUUGUUUUAA
Schistosoma bovis is the source of this 1615-nucleotide messenger RNA. The record is from the annotation of a GenBank genome assembly. NCBI's taxonomy places the organism in Eukaryota, Metazoa, Platyhelminthes, Trematoda, Strigeidida, Schistosomatidae.